UACAUAGUAAUAAUAAAUCCAUUUUUUUUUUCUAAUUCCUCAAAAUUUCUCACACACACGACCAUCAAGGAAACAUGGACAUGCCUCACGAUCAAAAUAUGCCUAUGAUUAUGAACAUGGUGAUGCAAAUGAAUUUCUAUUGGGGUAAAGAUGUGACAAUAUUAUUCAAAGGAUGGCCAAACAAUAACCUAGGCAUGUACAUAUUGUCUUUGUUUUUUGUUUUCUUUAUGGCUUUUGGUGUUGAAAUUAUGUCAAUGGGUCCAAUAAUGAUCAACAAAAGGCCCAUUGGGAUUAUUGAAUCUGGGAUUUAUUAUACUCUUCGAAUGGUUCUUGUUUAUUUUGUUAUGCUUGCUGUUAUGUCCUUCAACAUUGGGAUUUUCAUUGUUGCUAUUUUAGGCCAUGGUUUGGGCUAUGUCGUUGUUAAAUUCCGUGAACUUGUCGCGGCUGAGACGACCACGGAUUCAAAUGGUACUGAUCCUAAAGUUUAAAGGCUCUAAAACAUAGUAUACGUCUAGAAUUGGUGAUGCAGAGAUAACAAGUCAAAAGGAUGUACCACAAGGGUAAUUUUAAUCUUUACUUCUUUUUUUAGUUGAAUAUAUUACCUAGCUAGAUGGUAAUAUUAAUAUUUUAUAUAUAUUAAUUUCAUCUUUUUCAUGUGUGUAAUUUUGUGGGAUGUUAUGAAAAAAAAAUCGAAUUUA
Molecule: messenger RNA, 698 nt
Organism: Solanum tuberosum (potato)
Lineage: Eukaryota; Viridiplantae; Streptophyta; Magnoliopsida; Solanales; Solanaceae
Product: copper transporter 1-like
Exons: 1
Coding region: 75-488 (137 amino acids)
Biological process (GO): copper ion transmembrane transport
Cellular component (GO): plasma membrane
Molecular function (GO): copper ion transmembrane transporter activity
Source: RefSeq, a predicted model, not a curated record